AUGCUAACAAAUACCAGUCUAAUCCACGGUAUUCAUAUUUCAACGGCAUCGAGGACAAUAAGGAGAGUGACCUUAGCUUUGUAUCAGCUUAGAAAUGAGGUGAUAAAGUUCCCCAAGUCAAUUGAAGACCUGAGAGAGCGACAAGUAGGUUUUUAUGGAGUGGCCCAUUUCCCAAAUGUGGUCGGUGCUGUUGAUGGUACGCAUGUGAAUCUGUUGGGGGCUCCGCUAGGCGAGGACGAGUACCUCUACGUUAACAGGAAGGGUCGCAAAUCACUAAACGUUCAAUUGAUUUGCGACCACACCUACAAACUUCUGAAUGUCGUCGCCAGGUGGCCAGGAAGCACCCACGACAGCCGUAUCUUGAGGAACAGUGCCAUUGGACGACGAUUUGCUGAUGGCGAACUGCAAGGUAUCCUGCUGGGCGAUGCAGGAUAUCGCCUGGAGCCAUGGCUCAUGACGCCAGUUCGAGAGCCACAUAACAAUGCUGAAAGAGCAUAUAACAGAGCACACUGUAGGACACGGGUUUUCAUCGAGCAAGUCAACGGGCAGCUCAAGAAUAAAUUCAGAUGCUUGUUGGGUGGUGGCAUCAAUAUGUCCCCAGAGAGGGCCAGCGACAUCAUCAUCGCUUGUUGUGUCCUCUUUAAUAUAAGCAAGGAGUUGAGAGAACCAGAACAAGAAUACCACAUGGAAGUUGAUGAAGAUGUCAAUCCCCACGAGCCAGAAGGAAAUGAGCCCACUGGUGCUGCCGUUAGACAGGCAAUUAUAAACGAUUAUUUUGCUUGAACUGAUUUGGAUAUACCAUGCACAGUUUCCCCAUUGUCGUUGCUCUGUUAAUGACAAUGAUCUAAUUAUGAUUGAACAUGUGGGAGAGUUUGGGUCUGGCUGAGUGACAAAACUCACAAAAGUAAAUGUGAAUACAUAUACAUGUGCCUAAGAUCUAUGAAGAAUGAGAGGUUGUAGUCACAAGCAAAGCCCCAUAAUGAUUGACAACAAAUCUUACCAAAAUGUGCACCUUUGGAGACAAUGAAAACAAUUGUUAUUCAUAUGUAUACAAACAUAGAUGCAUAAAUAUUCUUGGAGUAUAUAUUUACAGAAAGCACUUUUGCAAAUACUGUAUCCUUCUAUCUUGUCUAUUUUGACCCUGACUUUCAUGGUGAAAGAUUCACACAGUGAGCAUCAUAUUGAAUGGUUCUGUUAAUGUAUUGAAUAUUCCAAAUGAUAGAGUACAUCAUACCUCCAAAUUGUUGAUGAAUAUGAAAUUAGGAAAGAAACCCAAACAUGCAUACAUAUAAAACAUCCUAAUAUAUAUUCCUUCAUAUAUGCUGUGAGAGUCAGAUGCAACAGGCAAGGAUCACAUGGAAUGUGGUCAUGAAUCCCAUGAAAAUUGGUUUAUGCAUCAACUCUAGAAUCAAUUUAGUUCUCUUAGCAUAACCCUGGAAUAUAAAGCAUUGGUGUAUAUGAUCAGAAGUAAUUUGUGAAACAUCACAAUAUAGCAAGUGUCACCUGGGUUCCAACGAUAUGUUAAACACAGAUAUCAAGACCGAGAGUGAAAGGAUGGCUAAUUUUUACUCACUCUGAUUUACUUGAGCUUUUGUCUGGAGUGACACUGAAAAAUUGAUGCAGCCACACAUUCCGAAAAAAAAAAAAAACCACAUCAAUGAUGUUAUAAUAUUGGAGGAAAUCUUAUUGUACUUGUCACUUCUUUAUUAAUUUUUUUUUCAGAGUUGAAUAAUAGAGAAUUAGAGCUAAAUAUGUUAUCCUUUUACUCAGAUUUGGAGAGAUUUGGUAAGUGAACAUUGAACUAUUCUUAGAGAGGGAUUCUCAAAGAUUUCAGCACCAAAAUGUUUGUGUUGCAUUGCAAGUCAUUGGUUCAAAUUUUACUAGAGUAUUGAAUGAAUAACAUUAUCUUCUAUCUGCUGAGAUGAGAAUAAAAGUUCAAGUUUAACAUUCUCAAUUCAGUAGUCUUUGUCAUUUUUUUUUUCAAUAUACAUCAACUCAUUUACAUAAUAUUUGCUAAAUGUAUGGUUUUGGAAAUUUACCAAAGUUCAAGGUGAUUUUACUACAAGUUCUAAAACAAUAUUCAUCAGGUUUUCAGUCUACUCAUUUCUUCCGUUGAGGUGUUUGUGUAGUUCAAUUUUUGCUACAAAAUCUCCAGAUGAUGAAAACAUCAAAGAAAACAAUUUCUAUAUUAAUUCCUGAAAAAAUGAAGUAUUGAAGUUAAUAGUUGAUAUGAUGAAUCAUAAAUACAUUACAUAGCACAGGUUAUUUUAAAAUGUAAAAUUUGCUUCUUUAU
This is a messenger RNA of Lytechinus pictus (painted urchin), 2293 nucleotides long. Its product is annotated as putative nuclease HARBI1. Bases 1 to 783 code for a protein of 260 amino acids. The transcript is spliced from 4 exons. NCBI's taxonomy places the organism in Eukaryota, Metazoa, Echinodermata, Echinoidea, Temnopleuroida, Toxopneustidae. The record is from RefSeq and is a predicted model, not a curated record.